Messenger RNA from Eruca vesicaria subsp. sativa (arugula), 252 nucleotides. Lineage: Eukaryota; Viridiplantae; Streptophyta; Magnoliopsida; Brassicales; Brassicaceae. The record is from the annotation of a GenBank genome assembly.
AUGUCUUCGAAUCAGUUUCAUGGAUCAAUGUUGCAAGAGGCUUACACGUCUGGAAUGAAUGAUAGGAAUAAUCAUUACCGAAGGAUUCUUAACAUGUACAUGAGGUUUCAUGAAGCCGUUGUUGCGAAGCAUGAUGCUCAGGUGGAAGUUUAUCGCAUUUCCGGUAAACUUGAACUCUUUGAUGAGAUCUUCAACGAUGGCGUUAUGAACCAUGUCAAGGACAAGGUGGAACAGGAACAAAUAUGGCGUUAA